Musa acuminata AAA Group (dessert banana) is the source of this 1238-nucleotide messenger RNA. RefSeq names its product protein ROOT INITIATION DEFECTIVE 3-like. Gene Ontology annotation, molecular function: protein binding. Bases 65 to 580 code for a protein of 171 amino acids. The record is from RefSeq and is a predicted model, not a curated record. Gene Ontology annotation, biological process: DNA-templated DNA replication; rRNA processing. Lineage: Eukaryota; Viridiplantae; Streptophyta; Magnoliopsida; Zingiberales; Musaceae. The transcript has 3 exons. Gene Ontology annotation, cellular component: nuclear pre-replicative complex.
AUUCUUACUUAGUUUUUUUCUUGUCGAAAUUGUUCCUUUAUGUUGUCUUGUCUAAAAUGCUAAUAUGAUUUUUGUAAUGUUUGAUGACAUGGCAAAGGCUUCUGCUGGUGUUCUUUAUAGAUAUAGCUUUUCGGAACAUGCUUUACGUGUCACCGAUGUUGUUACGGGACAUGGGUUAUGCAACUCCAUUAUCAUCUCAACCUCAGAGGAUCGAACAUGUAAGAUAUGGAGCCUAUAUGAGGGUUUGUUAUUGAGGAGCAUUACGUUUCCUUCCAUAAUUGAUGCUAUUGUAAUGGAUCUUGGGGAGCAUGUGUUCUAUGCUGGUGGCCGAGAUGGCAAAAUAUAUAUUGCAGCGCUAAAUGCUGAAUGCAACCGCAACAGCAUACACGGGAUGUUCAUCAUUGGUGCCUUGUAUGAUCACAGUAAGGCAAUAACAUGCCUAGCAUUUAGCACGGAUGGAGUUACUCUAGUGUCUGGGACUGAAGAUGGUAUUGUCAGAGUUUGGGAUACGAAAACCAAGCAUGUUACUCGUGUUUUGAAACAUGUGAAAGGUACAUCAGUAACUAGGAUUCUAUUAUAAAAAAUGUUUAAAUUACUUCGGAUGUAUUAGCAAUUGUUGAAAUGGAGAAAUUAUUUUGUAUAUACAAUGAAAUUUGCUUAGAUCUUAUGAGUUGUGUGUAUGUGUGUGUGUUGUGUGUGUUAUGUUUAUGUCGUCUGUUUGUAUAUUACGAGUUGUGUGUAUUUGUGCGUGUUAUAAGUUGUGUGUGUAUGUGUGUUUGUGUUAUGAGUCAUGUGUAUAUGUGUAUGAGUUGUGUAUGUUAAGCGUGUGUGUGUGUUGUUAUGAAUUGUGUGUGUAUUGUGUAUGUUAUAUUUAUAUGUGUGUUGUGUGUGUUGUUAUGAUGCGUAUGUUGUGAUGAGUUGUGUGUAUAUGUGUGUGUUGUGUAUGCUAUGCGUGUGCGUUGUUAUGAGUUGUAUGUGUGUUGUGUGUGUGUGUGUUGUAUAUAGUGUGUUGUUAAGAUAUGUGCGUUGUGUGUAGUGUGUGUUGUUAUGAGUUAUUUGUAUAUGUGUGUAUUGUGUAUAUUAUGUGUGUGUUGUUACAAGUUUUGUGUGUAUGUGUGUGUGUUGUGUAUGUUAUGUGUUUAUGUAGUGUGUGUUAUGAGUUGUGAUAUGAACAAAAAUGGCAGUGUGACACGCCAUCCCCCUGAGCAACACACUGCCCGAGGCUCGCCAUACCCUGC